Molecule: messenger RNA, 1167 nt
Organism: Lachancea mirantina
Lineage: Eukaryota; Fungi; Ascomycota; Saccharomycetes; Saccharomycetales; Saccharomycetaceae
Source: the annotation of a GenBank genome assembly
AUGAAAGAACGAGAAUUGCUUAGAGAUAUAGUUGUUGCGACGACUUCUGUAGCAGCUGCCGUAGCGGUAUUUCUGUCUUAUAAGAAACAGAAAACACUGACUGCAUUGAGUCCGCCGCAGAAUGGUAUUGAUGGCCUCAUCGGAAAUACGCCGAUGAUGCGGAUCAAGUCAUUAUCGGAAGCCACAGGGUGCGAAAUAUACGCCAAAAUGGAACUUUGCAAUCCUGCCGGCAGUGCAAAGGACAGAGUUGCAUAUGGGAUCGUGCGUGCAGCAGAGAAAAUAGGACUCUUAAGACCAGGACAUCCAGACGUCGUUUUUGAAGGCACAAGUGGAUCAACAGGCAUUUCGAUCGCGACAAUUUGCAACGCUCUGGGAUAUCGUGCCCAUAUUUCACUUCCGGACGACACUUCGGCGGAAAAGAUCGCACUUUUGGAGAGUUUGGGAGCCGAGGUCAACAAAGUGCGGCCUGCCGGGAUUGUCGACCCAGAUCAGUACGUGAAUGCGGCCAGGAGGGCAUGCGAAAAGCUUGCCGGGGACCCAAACCAAGAUGUUAGGGGAGUAUUUGCGGAUCAGUUCGAAAACGAGGCCAAUUGGCGUGUUCACUACGACACCACGGGUCCCGAGAUUUACGAUCAAAUGAACGGUUCGGUUGAUAUGUUCAUUGCAGGGUGUGGUACUGGAGGCACCAUCGCAGGAGUUGGCGCUUUUUUGAAAAGUAAACUUGAGGGACGAGUCAAAGUCGUGCUAGCGGAUCCACAAGGCUCGGGCUUCUACAACAGGGUCAAGUACGGGGUUAUGUACGACACAGUCGAGCGCGAAGGUACACGCAGAAGGCAUCAGGUCGACACGAUAGUCGAGGGAGUUGGACUGAACAGAAUUACUAGAAAUUUUAGCAGAGGCGAGAGUUUCAUUGACGAUGCUGUCAAAGUACCCGAUUCUCAAGCUUUAAAGAUGGCCAAAUACCUUUCCGUGAACGAAGGCCUCUUUAUAGGUAGUAGUACAGCAAUCAAUGCUGUUGUCGCCGUUAAACUUGCCAAAACUCUACCUCGUGGUUCCCGUAUCGUAAUUAUUGCAUGUGACAGUGGGUCCAGACAUCUCAGUAAGUUUUGGAAAGAGGCUCUCAAAGUUGACCGAAAUAUAAGACUACAGGAUAUUUUUAAGGCCUGA